CGUCACGUCAGUUGAUUGGACACUGCGGUUUGCGGCAAAAGAUCGCAGAGUAGUGGUUUUUACGGAUUUGCAAUUCUACUGCAGUUCGUAAUUCUUUCGUUUCCCCAGUUUCUAGUGUUCCGAUUGUGUAAUUACUACUCGCAGAGUGUGUAAAUUUAUGCAAAAUUUUCGAAAUAGCGCGAGGGAAAGUCUCUAAUAUGCGCUAGUGCUGUUUUUUAGACAAGUUUUUGUGUGCAAAUUUAUUCCCGGUUUGGUGCAAGUUGUGAGGAAAAUCACGUCGCAAUAAUAAGAUAUAACCGCCAUGGAGAGAAGAAUGCAUACCGGAUGUCUAACUUUUAAUUGAAAAGGAUGGGACACUUCCAUCGUGCUCCAUCUUUACAAGUUACUCCCUUGAAGGUGCGUGCGUGCCGUGUGCGCAUGCGUUGAUGGACGCAGCGAACGGGGCCGCGAGGGGCGGCCGGGCGGCGCGGGCGCUCCGUCUGUUACUCCUGUUGGUUCUAGCGCUUGCCGCUGUGGAGUACCUUUUUGGUUCUAUAUUGGAGGCGUCUCCACUCCGGACGUAUCUGUAUACGCCGCUGUACAACGCUACGCAACCUACUAUCAGAUCCGUCGACCUAAGGCCUUGGCCUAAAGCUCUUCAAGCCGAAACUACUCAGAACACUAAAAACUCAACCCAAAACAGCACAAAUCAGUCAACUGGACGCAAACUCGACGUAAUCGGACGAAAACUAGAGAACGCAACUGUAAAGAAACCUGAAAACACGACCAAACGGAAAUCCGACAACGCAACCGUCAAUAUACAGCCAAACAUGACCCGGACAGAUAUAGAAGACAGCACUACGCUGCUGAUAUCGAAGAUUAUGGAUAGUAUAAAGAAUUCUGCGACUACUGAAGGAGAGUUAAGGAGGAAUGAGACGGAGCUACCGUUGUGCGACAGCAUGCCGCCGGAUUUAGGUCCAAUACCAGUGAACAAAACGGACAUGGAGCUAGACAUGGUGGAGAAAAAAUUCCCCUUCGUGCACUGGGGCGGGCGGUACUCCCCGCCCAACUGCACCGCCCGGCACAAAGUUGCCAUUAUAGUGCCAUAUAGAGAUCGCCAGCAGCAUUUGGCGAUUUUCCUGAAUCAUAUGCACCCGUUUCUAAUGAAACAACAAAUAGAAUAUGGAAUAUUUAUCGUCGAACAAGAAGGUACACACGAGUUCAACAGAGCCAAGCUCAUGAACGUAGGCUUCGUGGAAAGCCAGAAGCAGAAGGCCGGCGGCUGGCAGUGCUUCGUAUUCCAUGACAUAGAUCUCCUGCCGCUUGACCAGCGCAACAUUUACUCUUGCCCGAGGCAGCCGAGGCAUAUGUCGGCGUCCAUAGAUAAAUUAAAUUUCAAAUUGCCAUACGAAGACAUUUUUGGCGGAGUAUCGGCCCUCACACUCGAGCAGUUCCAGAAAGUCAACGGCUUCUCCAACCGCUACUGGGGCUGGGGCGGCGAGGACGAUGACAUGGCCUAUAGGUUGAAGAAGAUGAACUACCAUGUCGCAAGAUAUAAAAUGUCCGUAGCUCGGUACGCCAUGCUGAACCACAAGAAAUCCAAUCCAAAUCCAAAAAGGUAUCAGCUUCUCUCACAAACGAGCAAAACCUUCAAGAAAGACGGUCUAUCGACCCUAGAGUACGUGCUAGUGGAGGUAGUGCACCACCACCUCUACACCCACAUAGUGGCCAACAUAGACGAACACAGCUGAUGGACAUACUUCGCCAAACUCCUGUUUGGCGACGAAAGGUAACAAGUGACUCGCUUGUGAUAUUACAGUUACUCAGUUACCAUGUUACUAAGUGAAUAUUACUGCAAUUGUAAUUUGAUGUCAUUUGCUCUGCAGUUACAGAACAGUGUUCAAUGAAAGUCACAAAUUAAGUGUUGUGCCAGGAAUAAUUUUAUGAUUGCGUUUGAUGUAUAUUGUUAAGUGUAAAGUGUAAUUCUAUGUUUUUAUUUCGUUUUAAAUCACCGACAUUUUUUAAUAUUUGUCAAUUUUGAACACUUUAUUGUCAUAGAAUCUAUGGGAGUCUGUGUAAUAAUAUUUUUAGCUUUAUUUUUCUGCUGUUGCUGUGGUAAAAUGAUGUUAAUGAAAGGCGUAGAAACAAUUUUGUGUUCAUAUCGGAGAUUUUAAGAUAAAAACAAAACAAUGGCACAGAGAACAAUAUCUGUUAAUACCUACUGUACACAGAUGUAGUGCAUAAUUGUUUUCCAUCGUACUUUCUCGGAAACAUUCGUAUUUGUCAUGCUACUUCAGUCAACCGCAACUUCAGUACUUUUUGUACCGAGACUGACUGAAAUAGCAAGACACGUUCGUACGUUUCCGUGAAAACACGAUGGAAAAUAAUUAUGCACUACAACUGUACCAGUUUUAUUGCUGUAAUGUGUAUAUCGACACUGGCCAAAUGAAAACACAACAUUACCUGAUAUAAUAUAUGGGUAAACUGCAGAAUAGAUACAUUAGGUUAGUUAUCGCUUCAGUUUCGUCAAAAUUUUAUCAAUUUCGUAAGGCUAUUGUUUGGAAACAGAGGGCCUACCUCGAGACACGCAAAUCGAAAUUCUCUAUCGUUCGAAUAAUAUAUGAUAGACGCAGAUAGAACGAAAUUUCGAGUUUAUCAGGCUCUCUAUUACCAUUUCUCAGUUUCGUAGAAGCUAACUAAGUCUAUUCUGCGCUUCGCCUAAUUAGCACCACUUCAAAUUAACCUAUUUGUAAUAUAUAGGUAUAGAUAACAAUGUACAGACUUGUUAGGUCCAUUUCAAGUACAGAUAAUGACAAUAUACAAAUACUAGUCUCAGUAUUUGUUGUAUAAAAUAUUAUAAAAUCGCUCAGAGCGUCCAAUUGUUAACUUUUGCAUAAACUAUGUAAAGUUUAGGGUAAAAUAUUUGGCCCCUUAAUCUCGAAAGCCAAACCUCGAAUCUAAGUUUAAAAAAAAUGAUUGUAUUCCUGUACAUAACCUUUGUAGGUUAGGAUGUAAACCUUCAAAAAGUUUGUCAAAGGAAGAUGGGUACCACAUAGAGAUCAUAUUGUCAUGAUAUUAAUUUUUGGCCGAAAUCGAUAUCAGGGAAUAUUAUAAUGGAGUUCAUUCGAUUUUGUUCAUCGCACUUAAACUAUCGUGAGACAUAUUUCAAAGUCACGCACAGCAACACACACCACAGCAGCACAGCAGUGCACGACGUACAACCGCCGCGGACACUCGUAUAUAUAGGUAAUAGUGAGUAAACGACAUGUGAUCGACAGCCCGCCUGCUUCAGGCCGGGCGUCCCUACACUACAUCUACAUCUACAAUAGUGAGUAAAAACCGUACUGGUAAAUACUUUGAUUUUGUUCAUCAUUGUCCAUUGUUCGCAGUCCGUUUUAAACAGUGGUGCAAUGCGUGGACCGCACAUAAAAACAAGUAGGUAGUGACUUUGACUUGGUUAAUUGAUUAAUUAAUACCUUUGGAAAUACCUUAGAUACUGUCUAUCUUUAGAUAGGUACAUAUGCCAGCAAUACAGCCAUAUGUGGUUCCCAUCCUACUUUGGCGUGAUCGAAUAGAGACGUUCACUCAAUUACGCUAAACCAAUAUUACUACAGAUACUCGAAUUAUAUUAAAUACCCCUAUUAGCUUAUUUAUAAUACAUUAUCUUGUGUUGUUCGGCUCUAAAAUUGUGAUAGAAGCGGAGCGUCAACUCGCAUGUACAUAAGAGAUAUUUUAUUUUAUUCUUUAAUGUUAAGGUUAUAAAGUCCAUGUGAUAAUGAAAAUUUGUUCCGAAAAAUCUGCGUUGAAAUUUAAGUAUUUCCAGGAAUCUCGUGAAGUAACGUAGUCUUUUUAGUUUUAUUUAACUUAUAAAAAGCGACUUUUCUGCGUACAAAAUAAAGUGCGUACAAAACUUAUCAAUGCAAACUUUAGAAAGUAAAAGUACAGUUAGAAAUAUUUACUAGUUUCUACGUUCAGUGUCUGUCCGCAGGCCUAAGUAUUAAGCCGAAAGUUGUGUUGGCAGACGAUUACUUAAGCAGACAUAUAUUUUGUUUUAUAUGUAUUUAAGUGUUUUACUAGUUUCAUAAAUAUUUUAUUUUUUAAAUGUUCGUUCGUUUAUAGUCGAAUAUUGUUUUAUUAGCGUCCAAAUCUAUUUUUGGUAAGUUAACUUUUAGCAGUAAAGUAAUUUAGUCAGGAAAUUAUGUACUGAAUAAAGUCAAUAUGAUAAUGUAUAAAUGUAGAACUUUUUAUAUUUUUACGAAAUCGGAAAAAUCUGUGAGAUACAAAAGUUGGAUAUUUCAAUAGAACUUAGCGAACCACAAACAACAAUGACCUGACCCGCCAGCAAUUUCCACACCAAUUUAAACUUUAAAAAACAUAUGUUUAUUGUAUAUUUAUCAGUUAUCACGACGUAAAACAAUGUGGCUUAAUGUUAUUUGCUUCAGGCCCACUUGCACCAUUCCACUUGCCCUAAUGGAUGAUGUGCGCUUCUAUGUUCCAUUGUGUUCAUCAUAAUGUUUUUAUGAUUAUUGUUAGUUGUAAUGCUUUUGCCUUAGCUCCUGGGACCCUAGUCUUGUUAAAAUCCAAAUGUAAUUUUGUUUACAAUGCAUGUGCUCGAAAAGUGUGUUUCCUACGGAGCCAUAUCAUGCGGAAAGUACUACUUUUCCGCACUAGUGCUUUUUGUUUUCAAUUU
Molecule: messenger RNA, 4669 nt
Organism: Cydia strobilella
Lineage: Eukaryota; Metazoa; Arthropoda; Insecta; Lepidoptera; Tortricidae
Product: beta-1,4-N-acetylgalactosaminyltransferase bre-4-like
Exons: 10
Coding region: 426-1730 (434 amino acids)
Biological process (GO): carbohydrate metabolic process; glycosphingolipid biosynthetic process
Cellular component (GO): Golgi apparatus
Molecular function (GO): N-acetyl-beta-glucosaminyl-derivative 4-beta-N-acetylgalactosaminyltransferase activity; galactosyltransferase activity
Source: RefSeq, a predicted model, not a curated record